GAUCACACUGCCACUCGCCGCAUUUUUACUCGUCACUUCACACGCGUUUUUUCCCAAAUCGUGCUUUUUUUGUGAAGUGUUAAUUUCGUUUCUUACAAAUCAGCUCGGCGUUAUAUGUGCGCAGCCAUUGAAAAUUUGAUUGCGGGCACGGAGCUAAAGUUGCAAACAAGUGCGUGCAAUUUGCACGCAGGAAAAUGCCAAAAUUCGUACCGAUUCGCAGCGCGCGUUUGUGUGUGUUAGUGUAAAGAAGAGUGAAGCAGAGAAGCGAAGAAUUGCGAAAGCAGUGUGUGCGAGGCGGAAGAAGCACAAAGACAAAAGGGAGGCGAUAAAAAUUCGGACAGGCGGUGCUGUCCGGCGAUUAAAAAUAAAAUAAAAAGAAUACAGGCGGAAUGCAGGAAAGGGUGUUCAGAAAAUUGUCAAAGCAUUUCCACCCAGUUUGUGGAGUCAAACAGAAUAGUUUUUGAAAAAUCGCCGCGUGUGUGAAAUCUCAACGAAUCAACUACAAAAUAAAAAAAAAAAAUUUUAAAACCACGGCGUGCGUAAGCGUACUCACACUCUCACACACGCACAGACAGAAAGAGAGUAAGAGAGAAAGAGAGUGUCAGCGAGCGACACACACACACGAACUCGCGGGCAGGAAUUGCAACAGUGUGUGCUCCUUUUUUUUUCUUUUUUUUUUUUACUCACGUUUUGUUGUUGUGUGUGCGGCGGCGCUUCUUUUUGGCUUUUUGUGUCUCUCUUUUGUGCCGUUGCUUCGCCGGCUAAAAAAGAAACCGAAAAUUUGAAUUGGCAUAAUGGAGGAUGGACAGGAGCAGAGAGAAUCCUCGCAAGCGGAAUUGACUAAACUGCAUCCACUGACGCCGCUAAGAGAGAUGCCCGAAGAGGAGGAGGAGGAGGAGGAUGAAUCCUCGGCGGGAGCCCUGCACUCGGGCGGCAACAACAACUCCAUCAUAGGCAAGAUGAAGAAGCGCGUAUCCAGCAUUCUUCCCGCCUCCCUCAGCGGCUGGUUUUCGCCAUCGUCUAAAGGAGGCCCCGAAUCCUCCGCUGCCACUGCCGCCGCCGCCGCCUCAUCCUCAUCCGCAAAUCUCCGCCAGCCACGGCAGUCCAAUGGACGCACCGCCACGAAACGGAAACGUGGACGCCGUCGCAUCAUGCUGGCCGAAGCGGAUGCGGAUGCGGCCGAUGACCUGGAUGAUGGCUCCGACGCCAGAGGGCUCAACUACGAGGAGGUGGCCCUGGCCGACAACAUAGCCGAGCACGAUCUGGCCGCCGAGGAUGAGCAGACGCGGCGCAGCGAGUACAAUGAGUUCCUGCUGCGCAAGCGACGCGAGGCAGUUGCCGCUGCCGGCGGCGACGAUGAUGAGGUCGAGGAGGAUGACCUGGAGGAGGAGGAAGACGAGGGCGACGAAGAGGACGACGAUGAGGAGCAGGAAAAUCUCCUGCAGGCCGCCGCCGUGCAGCCCAAGCGUCGACGUCUGGAGCUGGAGACCACCGUCAACUUGCCCAACAUGCGUCGUCUGCCUUUAUUGUCAUCCACGCCCGCUGCUCCACUCGUGGGCGCCACCAGCUCCUCCUCCUCCUCCUCCACCCAUAUGUCGGGGUCUAGGAGCACCAGCAGCAGCAUCCAAUUGGCUCCACACCGGCGCAACCAUCUCAAUUUGUAUGGCGGUCAACGGCAACGCGAGCCCGCCUACAACUUUUUCACGGGCAACGAAGCCGCCGAGGGCAGUACAGGGGAUCUGCCGCACAGCAUACGCCGUUCGUUGAACAUACCUUUCGGCGGCAGCAGCGCCGCAACUAGCCACAACAGCCUCUCCAUCUCCUCCAGCCUUCCCAACCACAAGCGACCCUCGCUCUUGGGCAACCGAACUCAUCGUCGUGAUCUUACCAUGGACGAGACGGGAACUGGUGCCGACGGAGAUCGCCUCGAUCAUUUACUGAGGAUCAGCAAGACCAACAACAACAUAAGCAACAAUAAUAAUAAUAAUAACAACAAUGUCAUCAAGUCCAAAUCAAGACGAACCGAACUGUCGGCAGUGGUCGAACGAGGAGGUGGAGAUGGAGGAGGAGUAGGAGGCGCAGCUGGCGGAGAUUCGCAGUCCGAGGGCGAUAUAAACGAUUACCACGAUAAUAGCGAAGGACACGAUGGACUGCGACCUUCGCAUCAUAACAGCAAUAGCAAUCUGGAAUUCUAUGGCAAUCUGCAGAGCACCAAGUCGAUAUUUAACAGAAGCAACGCCACCGCCCAACCAGCUCACCGCAAUUCCACGUGGUCUCUGAACUCACUGAAUCAGCGUCGUCGCUUCAAUGCCUCCAUUUACGGCAGCACAUCGGCGCUGAGCGACAGUCGCCUCUUGAGUCGCAGUGCCUCAACCUCGGGGUCUGCAUCUGCCUCCAGCUCGCCCUUUUACCAGGGACGCACCACCUUUGGCGGCAAUUCCGCGAACAAUCGCAUCUUCAGUCGCAGCAAUUUGAGCUCCUCUGCUGCCUCCUCAACGUUGGCCAUUAAUUCAGCCGGCAGCUCACCGGCGCAUACGCUGCAGGGAUCCCUAUCCGGUGUUAUGGGCUAUGGCAUGAAACCGGUGGACAUGCGACCCUCGACCAGCAGUAACCUUUCGGAGUCAUCAGUCGGCCAGAGUGACAGCAAAAAGCCAAGUUCCGGCUUGUCGAACACCACACUACGCAUCCUCAGUCUGCUCGAAAGCUACUCCACGCCCCUGAUCGAUGUCAAACGCAUGGGCAGCACCCUCAAGGAGCACCAAAGUAGUCGCCAGCAUCGUCAGGGUACGUCGGCUACACCGUAUCCACGUCCCUCGUUUGCCAGUGCUCCGGUGGCCAAUCCUGUCAACGAGUUGGCCGAACUGCGCUCCAGCCAACUGCUGGUGCCGACGAUGCAGCAGCUGUUGGAACGCCGACGCCUUCAUCGCGUCACCCAGAACUCACGCGAUCUGAUGCACAGCCAGAACACGCGCGUUCUGCGAACGGAGAACAGCCAAGAGAAGGCCAAUCAAACGGCGCCGCCACCACUCGUUGCUCCGGUGGAUCAGCCGGCCAGUCAUAGUCAGCACACCAAUAAGAUGCGUUCGCGACUCUCACACCAGACGCGCAGCAAGGAGCCACGCGCGGAUCUGGAGGAGGCACCCCUGCCGCUGGAUCUGCCACAAAUCAGCUUCCCCGAUAUGGCCAGCACACCAAAGUUCGAUUUGGUCAUCAAACCGACGGUGCCAGUGGUGGACUCUUCGAAACCGCCUUCCACGCUCCCAACCACAAGUAACAAGAGCAAAAUAAGCAGCAGCAGCAGCAGCAGCAGUAGCAGUAGCAUCAUCACUACAAACUCCAAGCAGCUGACCAACUUCCUAGUUAAUCCACAGCCAACGGCUAGCGUUGUAAACUUUUCUGCCAAUGGAAACGUUGCCCCAGUUGGUGGCAAGUCAGCGAAACGCACAUUUAGCUUUGCGGAACCCAUGCCACUGCUGUCUGGUGGCUCGCAAAAGAAUUGCGUCGCCCAGCCGCAGAAUAUCAGACGCAAUUUCUUCUUUCCGGCGCCAACUCCACUGGAUGAAAUUGAGCAGCAGAAGCAGCAACAGCAGCAGCAACAGCAACAGCAGCAGCAGCCAGUGCAGCCAACAAUGAACGGAGCACCAGCACUGGGCUUCGGUGAGCAGUUUAAAAAAUCAUCCAAGGAGUGGGAGUGCGAUGUCUGCAUGGUGCGCAACAAGGCGGAGGUCAACAAGUGUGUGGCCUGUGAGACGGCCAAACCGGGAGCAACUUUGGCUCCACCACCCAUGCCAGCGAUUGUGCCGCUGGGCAGUGGCUUUGGCGAUCGUUUCAAGAAAUCCUCGUCUGCCUGGGAGUGUGAUGCCUGCAUGCUGUCCAACAAGGCGGAGGCCAGCAAGUGCAUUGCCUGUGAAACUCCACGAAAGACUGCGGCGCCGAAGGUUAACAGCUUUCCGCUGAUCACAAACAAUUUGGCUUCGACAUCGGCUGCCGUCUCGGGAUCCGGUUUUGGUAUGACCUUCAAGCCCAAGGCCAACACGUGGGAGUGCCAGACGUGCCUGGUAAUGAAUCAGUCGAGCGCCGCAGAGUGCAUCGCCUGCCAGACGCCCAAUUCGCAAGCGAAAAGCGCCAGCAGCGAAUCGGCACGGAGUAACUCGGCAUCUUCCUCCUCCUCGUCGACAUCCUCCUCCUCCUCCUCCUCCGGAUCAUCCUCUGGCUCCUCGUCCGGUUCAUCGUGUGGUUCAUCGACGGCGCUAUCCCCAGCCAGAUCAUCGUCGUCUAUCACCAGCAUUGGUUCCUCGAGCGACACGGGAUCGGCUGCUGAGGCGCCCAAACUGGAUGCGGGUUUUCAGAAGCUGGUGGCUGCCCAAAAGGCAGCCAGUUGGGACUGCGAUGCCUGCAUGGCCCAGAAUGAUAUGUCGCGCCUCAAGUGCAUUUGCUGUGAGCAACUGAACCCUGCCGCCGCCGCCGCCGCCAACUCCGCUUCCUCAUCAUCCGCCAUCUCGAUUUCAUCUGGCAGCAGCGGUGGUGCGACGACCAUCCCCGCCAGCAGUUUGGUGCCCAAGUUUAGCUUUGGAUUUGCGACUGUUAAAGAGGUGGUCAAACCAGCCGCGGAAAUCAUUCCUGCCCCUUCAGCAGCAGCGCCAGCUACGUCUCAAUUCAGAUUUGGAUUCGGUCAGAGCCAGGAGAGCAAGGAGAGUAAGGAUGUGGCGGACAGCAAGAAGACGGUGCCAACUUUUUCGUUCGGAGUCGGCAAAGUGGAACAGCCAAAGACUGUAAGUUUCAAGGCGGACACCAAGGAAACGAAGGCCACAUCCAGCACGGAAACACCAGCUUCAACAGCUCCAACAGCUGCACCAGCUGCUGCAGCUGCUCCAGCCCUCCAGUUUGUCUUCAAAGCUCCAACCACUGCAGCAGCUGUAACCACAGCCAGCUCAAUCACUACCAUUGGGAGCAGCAGCAGUAGCAGCACCACUCCUGCUUUGGGAGGCUUUAGCUUUGGCGCUCCAGCCUCAUCCUCCACUGUGUCCAGUUCGACGGCCAGCUCAAGUGCGAACCCCACGGCUGUCAAGCCCAUGUUCAGUUUUUCGGGAACGGGAUCGGUAUCGGGAGCUGGCAGUGCCGUCAGUGCUGUCAGCAGCACCAGCAGUAGCCAACAGCCGACGACCAAGGCGGCAGUCCUUAGUUUUGGUGUUUCCUCGAAUACCAUAACAACAACGACGACCUCUGCGACAGCCUUUGCUCUAACACCCACAGCAACGCCGGCGGCAGCACCUGCUCCGGCUGCCAAUUUUAGCUUUGGAAGUCAACCGAAAGCAGCGGCUGCUGGAACUGGAACUGGGGCUUUCUUCUUUGGCCAGACGCCGGCAGCCAUGGCACCAACUACCACCACCGUAAGCUCCAUCUUUGGGUCAGCGGUGAGCACCACCAACUCCAAUUCCAGCUUCAGUGGCAAUACUGCCACCACCACCGCAGCCGCCGCCGCCGUUGCUGCUGUAGUUCCAAGCUUUGCGCCCACCUCCACCCCGCAGCUCUUUGGCAAUUGGGGUGAAAAGAAAGCGGAGACCACGACCACAACCAGCAGCAGCAGCAGCAGCAGCAGCAGUGCGAUUAAGCCAUUCAGCUUUGGAUCUUCAGCCGGUUUGGGAACGUCGCCGGCACCACCAAGUUUUGGCUGGCCAAGCAAUGGAGCCGCUGGCCAGAGCAACAGCAUUGCAGCAGUGGUGACCAGUGCGGCGGCAGUGUCCUCAUCCUCGACCUCCACAAUGGCGGCACCGGUCUUUGGCAGCAGUUCCAUGUUUGGAGCCACCAGCAGCACCAGCAACAGCACCACCACCAGCAUAAGCAGCUCACCCUUCGGAUCGACGGCGACGACAGCGGCAGCGACGCCAGCGGCAACAGCAGCUGCUAGUUUAGGUGGCAAUGGAGCCCUCGCCGGCAUCUUUGGCAAUGUGGGCAACUCUCUGGUGGCGCCUGGAGCAUCGGCAGCCACCACGCCCGCUGCCGCAGUCGCUGCACCGCUGGCCAACAUCUUUGGCAAUGUGACGCCAAUGGCAGCGGCUGCGCCUGCGCCCGUUUUUGGCAGCAGCAGCAGCACCACCAGCACAAGCGGAGGAUUCGGAGCAGCUGCAGCGUCGGCGUCGGCCAACACAGCGUUACCAGGAUCGAAGCUAGCAUUUAACUUUGGCGGAGCAACAGCAGCCACGCCAGCUGCCGCUGGAGCACCAUUUAAAUUCGGGACCACCACCAAUGCCCAGCCCGCCAAGCCUGCAUUCAAUUUUACGGGCUCCGCGUCGAGCUCAACUCCUCAGGCGGCAACCUUCAACUUUUCGGCCAAUACGGCGGCCAGCGGUCUUGCCGGCGGCGAUUCGCAGUCGCAGCAGCGCAUCUUCCAAUUUGGUGUUUCGACGUCGGCGGCGACGGUUGGUAACCAAGCUGGUGGAGUGGGUGGAGCCACCACCUCCUCCGUACCGCCGCCCAUGUUCAAUUUUAACGCCGCGACGCCACAGAUGCAGCUUCAAUCCGCCAGCCGCUGGCAACUCGGCGCAGAAUUCGCAGAUGGCGCGUCGCAAGAUCCGGGCUCCCAUGCGCCGCCUGCCGCCCCGGUAGAAAUGGCAUCGCAGUCGGCCGUCGAGAUAGCAGCUCCAUCUGCUGAGGCCGCCAUCGGAUUAGGAUUAGGAUUAGGAUUUGGAUAUGGAUAUGGGAUGCCAGUGGUCGCAGGAGGAGGAGUCGUUGGACAUGAACGUGAACGUGAAGCAGAGGGGGAAGACAAGACAGAAGCAGACAUCAAUAGCAAGAUAAAAAGCCUCGUCCAGAGACGGAGUCGCCGGCUCAACGAGCAGUACCAGCAGCUGGAAUUGGAACUGCACCAAGUGAUCAAACAGCAACGUCUGAGCAAGUAUCGAUUUGUGCGACGGGGCAGCACGGACACUGAAUUUGCCAGGAUUAGAGGACAGGAGGCAACAGGAGUGGAUGCUGGUGGUGAUGGUGAUAGUGGUGGUGUUGAUGCAGCCCCACCUUCGAUAUUCCGACCAACGGGACUGCCACGCCACAGAAUCAACAACAGAAUUGGCCGUAAGCCAACUGGCGACCACAGAGGAGCAGGAGCAACAGGAGCAGGAUCAGCAGCAGUAGCAGCAGCAGUAGCAGCAGCAGCAGCAGCUGGACCCGCAAGUCGACACGUGCUAAGGAGUCGCUACAAGCUGGUGCGGCGCAGGAGCUGCAGCGAGACGACGCCGCCGCAAGCCUCCGACUGAGACACAAUUAAUCACCUGGAUUAUAAACCGAUCAAGGAGCAUCAUCAUCAUGUCCUCGUGGAGCGGACAUACUACAUACUACAAAUGAUUGCAAAUUAAACAAAAUUCGUUGGUUUAAUUACGCACUGGUCGCGUUAGCGACAAGUAUAUAAUUUUUAAUUGCUUAUAUUUUUAAAUUAAUUAAUUUUUGUUGAUUCUAAUGCUUAAAACGAUACGAUAAUUAUGUAAUAAUUAUUUUGUGAAAAUGUAAAGAAGCGAAAAAGUGCUGCAACAAAUGCGGAUAAAAAGAAAUAGCGCAAAACGUAAACUACAUUAUGUAUACAUAUAUUAUAUAUUAUAUUAAAAUAAAAUUAUCUGUUUAGACAAUUUUCGAACGCAGAGUGAUCAGCCCGCUGAGCUGAGAAAAUAAUGAACGGUUGCAGCCUAAAACGUGUACGAUUGCAUUAAGUCUUAGUUUUUGUUAUUGAUUAUUGAUUUUAGAAUUUAGAUUUUAGAUUUACAUAUAUACGAUACAUACGACCUGUGUGUUGCCCAGGGGAGUGCAACAACAAUGUGCAGCAGCCAAGGUGGCAAGCCAACAAAUUAAAGCAAACAACAACUAUCUAGCAACGUAAACAAACAAAACCUAUAGCUAACAGAUAAGUGAAUGUGGUAUUGGAAACAGACGGGUGGCCAAGAUGGAAAUGGAAAUGCAGAUGCAGAUGCAGAUGGAGAUGGAGAUGAAAAUGAAAAUAUAAACCGGAAACAGUUACGAUUAUGUGCAUGUUUUUUGUAUACAUAUAUUCAUAAAAAACAAUGAAUAUUAUAUUAUAAUUUUAAUUUGAUCAUGUUUAAGUCGAUAACAGAAAUGGAAAUCAGAAGUCUUAAUGUUGAGAAAGAAACGGUAUCAUAAUGUAAAUAAGUAAAUAUAUGCGGUAUGAUAAUUUAAA
Drosophila elegans is the source of this 8182-nucleotide messenger RNA. RefSeq names its product nuclear pore complex protein Nup153 (gene Nup153). Lineage: Eukaryota; Metazoa; Arthropoda; Insecta; Diptera; Drosophilidae. Gene Ontology annotation, molecular function: structural constituent of nuclear pore. Gene Ontology annotation, biological process: protein import into nucleus; RNA export from nucleus. The coding region runs from base 795 to 7253 and encodes 2152 amino acids. Gene Ontology annotation, cellular component: nuclear pore. The record is from RefSeq and is a predicted model, not a curated record. The transcript is spliced from 8 exons.